Messenger RNA from Xenopus laevis (African clawed frog), 2901 nucleotides. RefSeq names its product nerve growth factor S homeolog (gene ngf.S). The record is from RefSeq and is a predicted model, not a curated record. Gene Ontology annotation, biological process: nerve development; negative regulation of neuron apoptotic process; nerve growth factor signaling pathway. Gene Ontology annotation, cellular component: axon; synaptic vesicle; extracellular region. Gene Ontology annotation, molecular function: signaling receptor binding; growth factor activity; nerve growth factor receptor binding. Bases 2032 to 2760 code for a protein of 242 amino acids. The transcript has 2 exons. NCBI's taxonomy places the organism in Eukaryota, Metazoa, Chordata, Amphibia, Anura, Pipidae.
GAACCAAUCUUAUUGGGUUUAAUUCAUAUUUAAAUGAUAUUUAGCAGACUUAAGGUCUUGUGUUCCAUAAAACCCUAGGAUAUUUCUGUACAAUUAUUUGAUGCAGUGGACUUAUGAUCCUCUCUAUCACAUUUGCAUGCUAAAUUAUGAAAAAAUGGUAAUGCUAUACAAAUAAGAAUGAAACCUUUGUGUAAACUGGUGCUAUAAAAAAGCUUUUAGGCCCCUACCUAACCCAUGGGCCUACAUUUAGCCAAUCCUCUAAUCUCUAUUAUGAGAAGUGUGAGAAAGAGUAACUGUCAUUUAUAUAACCUUUAUUGAAUUAUAUUAAAACUAUUUGUCAUAGGAGACUGCAGGUAUAGCAUAUGUUAUUCUAUUUCAAACAAAAUUUUUUACUGAAUUGUCUUCUCUUAACAUUACAUUUACAUUAGGUGACUGAUAUUAGCAUUAAUCCACGGUAAAAAGCAAUCCUAUUUUAUAUGUAUAAAUGUUUUUACAAUCUAGCAUCAUAUCAAUUGUUGUAUAAUAAGGAUAUUAUACAUUGCAGAAAAUAACUCAUGAUCAGAUUUGGUAUAUUCUCUUCAUGAGGUGUGUAACACACACAAAACUGCUCAUUUCUUAUGGUUUUAAUAAAUUGUUAAUAAAGUGGCAGGAGAUUGUUAAACUUAAAACCCUGCUGGAAAAAAUCCAUUUCUUCAUGAUGCCUUAAUAAUAUAGUAAUUAUUGAAAAAUGUGCAUUUAAAAUGUACAAGCCAUAGGGAAAACAUUAGUUUUAUUGCUUCAGUUAAACCAACCAACCCUGUAAAGCAUUAAACAAUGAAAAAAAUAAUGCCAGGAAUAAAAAAAUGGUUGAUUGAACAUUAAGAGUGUGUGUGUACCAUCGAAAACCAAACUAAUACACAAUACAACAAGGUAAGAUAAUAUCUAAAGAAUUUUGAGAAUAUUGCUUCUGGAUCAAUGUUUGAUUUUGGCAUUGUUAACCAAUGUGCUGCAAAAUGUAGCAAAAAAAAAUCCGGAGUUAGUUAUCUUAUGUUCAGAGAUUUGAACAACGUAGGUCAGAAAAUAACUAAAGAGAAAAUGAAUUUUUUAAAGAUAAUGAAUUCAUAUUUUUCAUUUUUGGGAAAAUUAGAAACACCACAAUCAUGGACAUAUCUGAAACCUCACUGGAGAAUUUUUUAGCCUUUCUUCUACAUGUGCUAACACCAUUUUACUACAUUUGUCAGCUCCUGUUAACUGAACUCCUGACCCUGACAUAUUUGUAGUCAGCAACAAGUAGCAGCAAUAUUACUACUCUGGAGAGGAAACCCCACACAGCACUGGGAAAACAUAUAGGGGCUCAUUUAUAAACUUUGCAGGGCAGAAUGAUAUGCACAGUGAAAAUAUUUGCCCUGCACAUGGUUAUAUUUAUAAAGCUGGAUAAGAAUGGUGUACUUAAUGUGCAAACAGAAUUUCAAUUUUUUUUUUCACAUAUAUGCGCAAACUUUAUAAAUGACCCCCAUAAACUUCUUACAGUGUCCUUGCUGGAAUUGAACCUAGGGAUAGUGCUACAUGGCCUUGAUACUAACCACACAGUAAUGCUAUGUUUUAUACAUAUAGUAUAUCUAGUAUACUAAUCUAAUCAUCUAAAGGGCUAAAGGGAUAAUUUUCAUGGAGAUCUCUAGAUACAAAGUACUUUUGCCAAUACUCACUGCACUACUCACAGGCACAAGAGAGCACUUUACUUCAUUCCUCCCUUGGAGCACCUUGCAUUCCCUGAAAUUUUUGAAGGGAAGGGAAUGAAGGGAACCUCACAACCUGCCCCUUUUUCUGUAGCACUGCAUACACAGAAGAGUGCAAUUCUUUUGAACUUCAUGGAGCAGUAGGUGCAACUUGAAAGUGUCAGGGUGCUUUGUGGACAAAAACAGGGCACAUUCCACCAUGUCCUCCUAUUGAAAAUGAGCCAUAAAUUGUUGAUUUGUGUCCUCAGAACAGUGAAGUCGCUUCCAUGCAGACAUAAACAAUCAAGCUGGAUUAUGUCCCUGGUAUUAGAUAAGGAUGAAUCACGAUAUUUGUCUUGUGGAUAGAGUAAUGUCCAUGUUGUACUACACUUUGUUGAUAGCAAUUCUCAUCAGCGUACAGGCUGCACCAAAGACCAAAGACCAUGCUCCAGCAAGGUCUUCAGCAAAAUCCCGCAUUCCUCAUCACACACAUCGAACUAAGUCUCUUCACCAUUCCCACGGAAAACUAGAGGCCAAAGAGCCUUCAUACUUUCGCAAUGUCACAGUGGACCCUAAACUCUUUAGAAAAAGGAAAUUUCGAUCUCCACGAGUUUUGUUUAGCACCCAACCUCCUCCAUUGUCUGAGGACUUCCAACAUUUGGAAUACUUGGAUGAUGAGGAAUCUCUUAACAAAACUAUUCGGGCUAAGAGGACAGUGCAUCCGGUUCUUCACAAAGGGGAGUACUCUGUAUGUGACAGUGUCAGUAUGUGGGUUGGGGAAAAGACUAAAGCCACUGACAUCAAGGGCAAGGAAGUGACUGUGUUGGGAGAAGUAAAUAUAAACAAUAGUGUUUUCAAACAGUACUUUUUUGAGACCAAAUGCAGGGACCCAAAGCCAGUUUCAAGUGGAUGCCGUGGGAUUGAUGCAAAGCAUUGGAACUCUUAUUGUACCACCACACACACCUUUGUCAAAGCAUUAACAAUGGAAGGGAAGCAAGCAGCAUGGAGAUUCAUACGGAUUGAUACAGCAUGUGUCUGUGUGCUAAGCAGGAAAGGUCGAACCUAAGUGAAAACAUUCUUGCCAUCCUAUCUUCUCCCCACCCCUACCUCAGAUUGUAAAUUAUUUUAAAUUAUAUGGACUGCAUGGUAUAUUUAUAGUUUAUACUGCAAAAGAGAGACAUUAUUUAUUAUUAAACAAUUUUUAAAA